This is a messenger RNA of Leptomonas pyrrhocoris, 4881 nucleotides long. RefSeq lists its product as hypothetical. Bases 1 to 4881 code for a protein of 1626 amino acids. The record is from RefSeq and is a predicted model, not a curated record. Lineage: Eukaryota; Euglenozoa; Kinetoplastea; Trypanosomatida; Trypanosomatidae. The transcript has a single exon.
AUGUUCGCCUCCAGUCCACCGUCCUCGGCGUGGCGGAACCACGUCCAGGAUCAAGAGGAGGAUCUCGUGCGGGAACUGAUGGAGGCCGACGACGUCGACGCCGUGCUGGCACGCAUGGAGGGUGACCAUUUUCGCCACCUUUCUCCCGUAAUGCGAAAGCUGAGCUCCUUCGAUGGGCCGAAGCAGCAACAACCGCCUCCAUCACCUUCUGCGCAAGCAAGUCUCGCUCAAUCGUCAACAGCAUCGACGCGAGCGGGCCAGCGACACCCACCUCCGCCACCGCCGCAGGAGGGGCCCGAUGCCCGCCCGUACAGUGGUGGGAGAAGAGGCUCUGACAACGCAGAGAGCCGCGACGGAAAAGGCGCGACGUCGUCCCUCGGCCAUCAACCGUCUUACGGACGCUACCCCUCAUCGUACCACCCGCCCUCCGCAUCGUCCUCCACCUAUCGAGGCGGUCCCUACGGCAGUGACGCUCCUGCAGCCACUGGUGACGUCGGGGACCACUCACCGGCCGCCCGUCCACCACCACCACUACCGCCAACGAACAGAGACUACGACCCCCUGCGUGCGUAUCGACGACCAGCCACAGACGCAGUCGAUGCAGCACCCGCACGACCUCGCGAAGCUAUUGACUCACAAACAGAGUCACGCUACAGCGCCACAAUGGACUCGUGGCUCAAGCCGCGCCGCCAGCUACCGCUAGACAUCACCGCUGACAGCCCCGCCAGCACGACACAGCGCACCGAUCCCUUUGCCGCGACGCGCCUGCCGACCUACGCCGCGCUGGAGACGGCGCCGCUCGUGCCAGAGGGGAACGUACCGCCGCCACCGCCAACGCCCGGCAGUCCGUGGACCUCGAGUGGCGGUCGCUACCACGGCGGCAACAACAACGGCGAUCCUCAGCGGGCGCCGCGCGUUACCACGACGACGACGACGGCCCUCGCCCCUCCCCGUCCUUCCGGCUCGCGAGGCAGGACGGAUGAGUUGGGGGAGCUGGAAAACGCCUCGCAGUCGCGCAUCGCGCGCCAGCUGCAGCUGCUGCGAAACUACCGCGAGCUCGCCGAGCUCUGCUCCGCCACAAAAGACCCGAGCGUCGAUUUAUUCCGCUCCCUGCCUUCCGAGGAGCUGGCCCGGAUGCAGGUCGGGCAACUACAGGGCCUGCCCCAGCGAGAGCAAAGCCCCAUCACGGUGAACAACAACUACUACUUCGACAACUCAGCCAGUCGUCGUGGCAGUGGAGGUGGGGGAGGAGGCCGUAGCAGCCGCGAGUCCCCGCGUAGGAGCGGUCGGGGUCGCAUCAACAGCGUCGACACCGUUGGUGCGCUCAGCAAAACGGGUGCCGCACCUAGAAGAGGCGGCAACAACUCCCCCUCCGGCUCAGAGCCGCUCACGGUGGACAGCCGGCCCGGCCUCACAAGCCACCAGCCCUCCGGCGCAUCCUCCUCGCAGCCGCUUCGGCCGCCACUGCUGCCGAGUCCGCGCUACGGCCCCUUGCAGAGUCCGCAACCGUCUUCCGCACCCGACUCACCGGUGGCAACGCCUCCGCUGUCGCAGCGUGGUACUGGUGGGGGCUCCCCUGCGGGACCGCCGCCACCGCCGCUGCUCGCGCCGCCGUCACCCAGUCGCUCCUACCACGCCCGCAGCCACCGCAGCCGGCACUACGACGGCCACUACACCCCCACCGCGACGACCGAAGAGGCCGGGUCGAGCUACGAGGAGGACGAAGAAGAGGAAGAGGACUACGCCGGUGACUUCAUAGACAACGACGACGGGCCGGACGGGGGGGAGGACGAGGACGACGCGACGGCGCCACGCCCGCCGCCGCCGCGCAUUAUUGAGCGGGAGCAGCACCGUCGCUUCCCGAACAACAACGGUAAUGGCGACUACUCCACGACGAACGCCCAGCCGCCGCUCUCGCCCACGUCGCAGCAGCAGCAGCAAUCACAGCUGCCAAACUCACAACAUCAACCACUACUUCCGCAGCAACAGCAGCAGCAGCAGCACGGGAGCUACCCCAGCGAUUACACAUCGAACCCGUCUAGAAUGAACGGAAGCGAGACGUUUGCCGGCGUAGAUGGAAACAGCUUUCCUCCCCAUGUGCGCAGCGGGUCCAAUGUGAUGCCGCCCGGUGCGUCGCCCAGCAACAUGGGCGGCGUCGCGGGCAGUGACGCAGGGCGGCGCAGUGUGUCGAGCGCGAUCAACGUGCUUUCGGGUGAUAACGAACUGCGGGCUAACGCGCAGCUCAGCGCGAGUGGGAUGGUGGACAGCCGUCGUGGAUCGCUGUCGCAGCCGCCUCAGCAGACACAGCAACAGCGACACAUCACUGCCUACAACGGAAACAACUUCGUCCCGUUGGCGCCCUUCGCACGCAAUCAGCAGCAGCAGCAGCAGCAUCCACUGCGGCGCAGUCUGUCCGCGGGGUCGAGCCCGUUAAAUCGCCAGCGCGACGGUGACGCUUACACCGACCCCGGCAUCACCGCCUUUUCACAUCUGAACCCUCUGCGUGACCCGCGCCGCGACACCAUGCCGAGCGCGGUGAACCGCAGCGGCGGACGGCGCGGCGGCAACUCCACCCCCGAGAAGAUGUUCAGUGCCACCAGCAACAGCAGCAGCCGUGGCCGCUUUGGGAGUCAGCACCCUACAGGCAAAGGGAAGAGCAGCAGAAGCAACAACAAAGGCAACAGCAAUACCCUCCGCCCGGGCAACCGCCGCGACGGCAAAGGCCGCGACCACGACCGCGACGAUCGGCGCAGCGAUGAGAACAGCGACUACAUGGAUGACGACGUCGGUCUUGGCAGCAACGACCGCGACUCUAGCAUGAGUGGGGACGACACGCCAGGAAACCCACAGCUGCAGACGCACAACCCGCGCUCAUCCACAAUGCGCAAGAAGAGUCGGCAGCAGCAGCAGCAGCAGCAGCAGCAGCAACGACGGCAGAGUCAGCGCGGCAACAACGUUAACGCACGCCCAGGCCGGACGCCAGCGAACGCGUCUGGCGGACGUGGACCGCAGCGAGACGGGUGGGACGACGACGGCACCGUGCACACCCCGCGUACGCGGCGUCCGGCCACACGCCAGAAGGCCGGCAGCCGGAACCCCCGUGCGUACCGUCAGCAGAACCCGUCGCCGACGUCGUCGCAGCAGCAGCGGCAUGGACGGCACGAUCGCGGCAGGAAAGAGCCCUCAUCGCCGUUCUACGAUGACGACGGUGCGGAGCUGAACUCCGCCUCCACCUACUCGUACAGCUACGCCACCAGCUCCGACAUCAAUGACUACAUCGCGGGCAGCUACUACAGUCCCAUCAAGGGCAUUCCAAGCGAGCGAGGACGCGGCAUGCCCAACAAUAUUUAUCCUGGAGGUGGUCGUUCCCCGAUGCGCGGGCGUGGGCGGGGCAACGCGUACGCUGCGAACAGCCCCUACCGCACGACCCCGCAGCGACGACCAGGCGCUAACCCGGCCGGCGGAAGCAAUCUUCCGUACAGCAACAACAACAGCCCUCUACAAGGUCGUGGUCGUGGCGGGGCCCGCGGCGUCGGACGUGGUCGGGGAGGGCUCAUCAAUCCUAACGUCCUCAACAGCAACGGCGCAAACGUCGCAGCGGGCGGGGCGCCGUACCCGUUCUACAGCAGCGCCGUCCCUAUUGGCAGGGGACGUGGGGCGCCGGUGGUCAUCGGCGGCCUGCAGUCCGCCAACCGACGCGCGCCACCGCCGCAGGGCGGAGGCCCUUACAAUAAUAGCAACAGCAACAUCCCCAACAGCGACGGUGCCCAAACUCCGCGCAGAACGGGAGCAGAUCCUGCCAUGGCACCGGCAGCAUCAGCGCCAAGUGGCUUGGUGCAUCUUCCAAACGGACUUGCAGUGCCGGCAAACUCGCCGGCAGGACGGCAGUACCGGCAGAUGCAGCAACAAGCACAGCAAGCACAACAGCCACAACCGUUUGGCUAUCCCCCAGCCAGUGGCCUUUAUCCGGCAGGAGCGGGGAUCACGAACCGACCGCCGCAGCAGCCGCAGAUGUCGGCCGCAACAUCGCCCAGUCGUGCCGGCCGCGCCGCCUCUCCGUCCAUCGUGCCGAGCAACAUCAACGCGGGUCGCUCUACGAGUCCUGGCGCGGGGUCUGCCGUGCGCGUCCACCCCGGGCUGCUCUACGGCUCGCUGCUCCCCAAGGCACGGCCCAAGACGGCCCUUGUGGUGGAGGACGACGACCGCGGCCGGGAGCGCAGCGUCGAUCCUCACGGUGACGCAACGCACGAGCCGUUUCUCGAGCCCGGAAGCGUGUGCCCAGUGCAGCCUGUCGUCCCCACCGCUGCGCCGCCCCGCACGGUGUUCAAACCGUCGCCGAUGGAUACGUUCCUGCUGACGGGUGCGAUCAGCGGCGCGACGGCGGACGGCGUGCAGCCACUGGCGUGGAAGUCGGGCGGCGCGGGCUGUGUGGUCGGCCGCUUCGGUCACCUCCCACACGCGCCCACCGCGAAGCUGUCGUCGCACUAUAAAACACCAAAUGCUCAGCCGUUGCAGAGCGGUGCGGCGAGCUCGGUAGGGGGAGGUGCUGGCUUCUUCCCAAGUAAUGUGCCACCGCAGCAGCAGCAGCAGCACUUCAAUCCAGCCCGUCAGCCGGCCGCAGCCCGGAAGGCAUCUGCGUACUCUCUCCCUAGUGCGAUCUCGUCGCAGGCACAGCAGCGCGCCACAGCAGGGACGAACAGCUCCCAGCAGCGGUAUGUCCCCCUGCAAGAGCCGCUGGAGCCGGCUCGUGGGUCGAGUGGAGUGAAUUACGACACCGCUCGCUCUCCUCGCGUGGUGGACCCGUACACGCCGCGUGGUAGAGCGGCGGCGGAACGAAGCGCAAAUGUGCAGCGCUUCGGCAUUGCACCCGUCCAGAACUAA